AUGGCUACUCAGAACAACCAGGAUUAUUUCAGAUCCGCUAGUAAUGAAUCGUCCUCAUACAUGAUGGUUCCUACGAACAAUCGGAGAGAUGCGCCGUCCAAGCUGUGGAUUGCAAUGGUCGUUAUUAUUGUGGUGGUGCUGCAAAUAGCCUCCACCACAGGAGUUUUUCUCUACUUGAACAUGUCGAUUUCUCAGGUGAAGAGCCAGGGCAUGGAGGAGGAGCUGCGCUGCCUGGGUCUGCUCAACGCGCUGGACAGGGACCACGAUGUGCCCCUGGAUCUGGCCCCACUGCUGGGGGAACCCUGCGUCAGGCUGGCCGAGGGCAUCCGGGCCUAUAUCUCCAAGGUGACUGAGAGCGUCAUCUCCCGGCACACGUUACAAGAAGCAAGAAACCUGCCACGCACGUCCUUCAACAUGACGGGGUCAAAGUUUGUCACCAUAGCAACGCAGAGGCCAUCAGCCCACCUGACACUCCGGGACAGCAGUUUGCAGGGGUCUUCCCACCAGUUCCAGACCCCCCAAGCGGACCUGCACCAGUCCUGCCGCCACCAGGUUCGCUCCUGGGGGAACCAGAGCUUCGGCUCUCACCUGCACAACAUGAGCCUGGUCAACGGGCGGCUCCGCGUGCCCCAGGAUGGCCGCUACUACCUGUACUCGCAGGUGUACUUCCGCUACCCGACACCCGGCGAGGGCGACCAGGACGGAGGCAGCCACCAGCUGGUCCAGUGCAUCUACAAGAAGACCUCGUACCUGCGGCCCAUCCUGCUGCUGAAGGGCGUGGGCACCAAAUGCUGGGCACCCGACGCAGAGUACGCGCUGCAUUCGGUCCAUCAGGGGGGGCUCUUCGAGCUGCGGGCGGGUGACGAGGUUUUUGUCUCUGUCUCCUCCCCCAACAUGGUGCACGCUGACGACUCCUCCAGCUACUUCGGUGCCUUUCGCCUCGACCUGUGAGCUUCGGCUUGGGGAGGGGGGGUGGGUUGGGGCUGGAGGGCUGCCAUCUGCACUGUUUCCUACAAAGGGAUCUGAUCGUGUUAUUUUUGGGAUUUAUGUAAACGUGACAGAGAUCUUUUGACUAACGAGAUUCAGACGUUCUAAAGUCGGCCCACGUGGCAGAAGAGGAGUUGUGAGAAGGCCAAAGCUCUCGCUUGACCAGCGGGUACCGAUGCCGCGGGUACCCCCACCCUGGUGCAUCUCGGCAUGAGAAUUCUACGGGCCAGUAAGCCGUCGGCUCGAAAGGCAGCCAGAACUUCCAGCAAGAGCGAGAGACAAGGAAUGUGGGAAGCUCCUCUAAGCGGAGAAAGGAGCACCACUCGUCUGUGCCAGCCUUGCUGUGCAUGGUGCCUAUCCCAGAACACACAGAACCUGUCCCAGAAUGUGUGGAACCUAUUCCGGAAUGCGGGAUACCUACCCAAGAACGGGAAACCAGGACAAAGGGAUCUGUUCAUCGUACACUACGUUCCAAGACUUUGAGCAGUAGGAUUCAGCAUGGGGGGAGUGGCUGGGGGGGGAUUGGAAUUUAGGAGAAACAGUAUGCUGGCAUUCGGAGUCUGUGGUGGGGGGAGUGAGGUCACAUGUAAGCCGAUUUCAGUUUUGAGUCGCUUCACUCGAGCUUCGACAAACAUGCGCGGACUUCACUGGGAGCUGCACCGCUGGGGAUUUUGGCCUGAUGUGCACACUGUUUGCUUCCUUUAAUAAAUGGCACACCGGCAAAUAUGCACACAGAUCUCCAGAUUACCCAGAAUGCCCUGCAGAGAACAAACAUACCUGGAAUGUUUUGGGACGGCUCUGAUAUCGUGGAAACGAAACGAAAACCACACCUGGGAUCAGAUACAGCAGGCUGUGUGGAGUUCAGAGGAAUGCUCAUUAAGAAGAUCAUACUGCCUGGUACCUUCUCUACAUGUCAUGGCUGGGGAAGAAGAUGUCCCAGUACCUCGCAGAGCUGGGGGACUUCCCAGUCAUUCCCCUUCAUGUCUGAACAAAAUCUGGGUCUGACAAAUGGGCACUUCAGAAUUGCCAAAACUGGCAGCAUGUGUGUAUUUGCCACAGGGGGUGGAGGAGGUGAGAUUUUGGGUGUGUUUGAAAUCGCAUACUUGUUUGUUAUGUAGUAGGCGAGAUAUAGUAUGCAAACUGAGCAGUAUGCCUAAAUCCUCAGUAUGGAUGAGACAGCAGGCGAAUGGUACCCGGAUGACAUACUACAUUCUGCUAAAUUCUGAAAGGUGCAGGCGAGGGAUGCUAUGCUAUCCCACGUGGCCACUGGAGCUGCAGACAGAGACGCAGAAUGUCACUUGCUCAGAAAUGUUUGUCAUUUAUGUUGGAAGAAGUGCCGUUUUUGUACAAAUUGAAUUGUAGAAAACAAUACCCAGUUACGUAAGUUGACUUGAAUACGUAUUUUUUUCAUUGUUUUUAAUAGCUUUUAACUUGCAGGGGUCAAGCUAUGUCAGAUAGUAUGCUAGAUAACGGCCGCAGUGUGCAUACUGUUCUCACCUGUAUGUGCAGUGUGUACUGCAUUAACAGUCAAGUAGUAGGCUUCUGACAAAAUUCUGUACCUCCUGUGUAAGUAUGCGAUUUCAGACACGGCCUUUGUUUUAUGUCAGGCAGAGGGGAGGCAGCACCCCACAACAUACUCAGUGACUGGUGGCCCUUUUCUAAAUCGAGGGACCAAUGUGCAAUUUGCGUCAGAAAGGCCUGAAUUUCCGGACAUAUAUUUGGGUGUGUGAAUGUUGCUAAUUUCCUGUAAAAAGUGUAAAAAUGCUUUAUGGUUUAAUGGGCCCUUCCUGCUUUCUGUGUCUGUGGCAGAGUUUUACUGCAUUGUUUCUCGGUCAUAAAAAUUAAAUAAGUAAUGCCCCUUGUUUCCUGGGAUACGCCACCCUCCCCCCACUCACACAAUCCCUAGCAGAUCAGAAGAUAGAUUGAUGAAGCUAAUAAUUGAGAAAUCUGAGUUUGUCCUUGAUAAUGUGUUCUCUUUCAAUUGCCUAAACUACUUAACAGUUUUCUUAUCAAAGGCAGUAGUUUCUAGGACAUCACUGAGGUAUCUCUUCCGUAUUUCUGCCUGCAAAACCAGUUCUGUUGAGAAACAACAAGAUAAAGUUCUCUCACCAAUGAGUUCUCAGCUACGAGACUGUACUUCAUCUCAGCACAUGUAACAAAUGGUUCUGUCAAGACUAGCCCACCUCCGGCAUGAAGGUCUGUGUAGGAGUUGGGAGUUUUCAUGCCAAGAUUCACAGUUUUUUUGCCGUUUUGGGGAGCGACGUGAUAAACAAUUUUGUCUAGAAAGGAACCUUGCUCAUUCCUUUGCAGAAAGAUUUAACGUUAAGACUGAAAUGUGGUGAAAUACGGGCAGGGAUACACGUCUUAGAAGCAAAGUGAAAUAAUUAACUGAAAACCACUCUGUAACUUCCUGAGCCAGCUGACUUUUUGGGUACCAGAGCAGUCUGUCACUAUCUAGAACACUACAUGAUGAGAUUUAACCUGCAGAAUGUACAGUUUGUAAACUGAAACCUUGUUUUCUUGAUGUUAUUCAUGAAAGUGCAAUUCUUUUUAUAUAUAUAUGUUUAAUGUAAAUAUUUUUUAUGUAAUAAAAUCACUAGUUGUUCUC
Molecule: messenger RNA, 3595 nt
Organism: Paramormyrops kingsleyae
Lineage: Eukaryota; Metazoa; Chordata; Actinopteri; Osteoglossiformes; Mormyridae
Product: tumor necrosis factor ligand superfamily member 10-like
Biological process (GO): immune response
Cellular component (GO): membrane
Molecular function (GO): tumor necrosis factor receptor binding
Source: RefSeq, a predicted model, not a curated record